Messenger RNA from Jaculus jaculus (lesser Egyptian jerboa), 1387 nucleotides. RefSeq names its product death domain-containing membrane protein NRADD-like. The record is from RefSeq and is a predicted model, not a curated record. NCBI's taxonomy places the organism in Eukaryota, Metazoa, Chordata, Mammalia, Rodentia, Dipodidae. Gene Ontology annotation, molecular function: nerve growth factor binding; death receptor activity; coreceptor activity. The coding region runs from base 429 to 1109 and encodes 226 amino acids. Gene Ontology annotation, biological process: Rho protein signal transduction. Gene Ontology annotation, cellular component: cell surface; plasma membrane. The transcript is spliced from 6 exons.
CCAUCGGGUCUAUCCAGUCGCUCCGGCUGGCCGUUUGCACGGAGCGUGGUGGGGGGGGUGAGACCGCGCCCUGAGUUCUGCCCCGCCUCCUCAUUGUCCUGCUCCCCUCGCGAUCAGCCCCCACCACCAUCACCACCAGCCUUGGCCCUCCCCUCUCCUUGGCUCGCUUUCUUGGGCAGACCGGAACCUGCCCUCUCCAGGGAUUCCCGCUGCCCCUUCCCAGCGGGCCCAGAGUAAUCCCGUGGCCUCAGGUUUAAGGCUCCAGUUGUGCCCGGCUGAGGAUUCUGGCACAGAAGGAUCUGGGAAGGAUCCCCCUUUAGGCUCCUUCUGGACUCGGAGAAGCAGCCUCCCAGCUCCCUCAGCUCCCCACGACCCUCCAAACUCAUUCUCCAAGAAGCAGCCCAAGGGAGCACUUCCCAAGGACCGCCAUGCUUCACAACUCCAGCCACAGCAAAGGUGUAGUCUAUGCAGAUACUGCCCUGAGGGGGCAGGACAGAAACAGGGAAGAGGUAUGGAUAGGAGUUGAGGGAGCCUUGUCCCCCAAUACUUCCUCCCUAUUCCCCCCUGAGCCUCCAGGGGCCUCAAGUAGCAUCAUCCCAGUCUACUGUGCCCUCCUGGCCACUGUAGUCCUCGGUCUGCUUGCCUACGUGGCUUUCAAAUGCUGGCGCUCACAUAGGCAAAGACAACAGUUGGCCAAAGCCCGGACUAUAGAGCUGGGGGACCAGAGGCAUGGUGACAACGGUGUCUUCAUGGACUCUCCUAGUAGUCCAGAGCCCUGUAUCUCCAGCCACGGACCUCAUCCUGAUCUUGCCUGCCAACUUUACCUUCAGCUUCCUCAGCAGCAGCAGGAAGAAAUAGAGCGGCUCCUGAUGUUGGGUGAACCUGACCAGGGCUGGCAGGGCCUGGCAAGCCGCCUGGGCUACCAGGCUGAGGCAGUGGAGACCAUGACCCAUGGUCAGGUGCCAGCCUCUACCCUGCUGAGGGACUGGGCCACCCAAGAAGGCAGCAGAGCUACCCUGAGGGUGCUACAAGACGCCCUGACUGCCAUGGGUCGUGACGAUGUGGUCCAGGUACUGGGCCCCACAGCUGAAGGUUGCUCUGUGGUGUGACACCCCAACAAUCUGAUUUGGUGCUUCCCACUGCUCCCACUGCCUUACACCUUCCCAUUCUUGGGCUUCCUGGCAUUGCUGGCUUGGCCCUGGUGGAACACGGAAUAUCCAUCUGUCACUUCCUCUCAUCCUUUCCUCCAGAAUACAGACCGGACUAUCGGGGUGGGAGAUGAUAAGUGGGGCGGAGCUGUGCCCCUCAGAUCCCCACUCUGCCUCCCUAAGCUGUUUUUUUAUUUUUCUACUUUGUAUUCCAAAUUAAAGAUGACUUUGGACUUCUG